AUGGGAGAAUUCGCUUCAGAUUCUGAGGAUUCGGAUGCCGAAGGAGGAUUGGGAAAUGUGUCGCGUGUCAUUAUUCGUCCUCCAGGAGUGAGCGGAAAGGCAAAACGGGGUCAUUUAUGCUUUGAUGCGGCUUAUGAGACGGGAAAUCUCGGGAGAGCUGACUUGGUUGGUGAAUUUGAAUACGAUUUGUUCUUGCGACCUGAUACGUGUAACCCAAGAUAUCGGUUUUGGUUCAAUUUUACCGUGGAUAAUGUCAAACAGGAUCAAAGAGUAAUUUUUAACGUCGUUAACAUCAGUAAAGCUAAAAAUUUGUUCCGUGAUGGCUUGACUCCUCUCGUGAAAUCAUCUCUACGCAACAAAUGGGCACGAAUUCCACGGGAAAAUGUAUUUUAUUAUCGUUCAGCUGCUCAUCAAGGACAUUAUGUGCUGAGUUUUGCAUUUGCUUUUGAUAAAGAAGAUGAAAUUUAUCAAUUUGCACUUGGAUAUCCUUAUAGUUAUUCGAAAUUACAAACUUAUCUACAGGUUUUGGAGCAAAAAUAUCCGGGAAAUUUUGAGAGAUUUAGUCUCGGGAAUAGUAUUCAAAAUCGUCGCCUCGAGCUAAUAACCAUCGACAACGUAAAAAAACCCGAAAAAGUUGAUCCGAAAAAUCUCGUUCGCGUAAUUGUCAUCAUCGCACGCGUUCAUCCCGGCGAAAGUCCCGCAUCGUUUGUCGUUCAGGGCUUAUUAGAGUUCUUAGCUGCCAAUAAUCACCCAAUUUCGAAGAUUUUACGAGAGAAUAUCGUCUUCAAGAUCAUUCCGAUGAUCAAUCCAGACGGAGUGUUUUUGGGCAAUAAUCGCUGUAAUGUGGUAGGACACGAUUUGAAUCGUUCCUGGAAUCAUAUCUCGCCUUUUUUGCAUCCGACACUCCAAGCCACGUACAAAAUGUUGCGAGAAUUGAGCCAAUCUGAGUGUUAUCAAAUUGACUUUGUUAUCGACAUCCAUGCACAUAAUAGUCUCACAGGAGCAUUUAUUUAUGGCAAUACUUACGACGACGUCUAUCGAUAUGAACGACAUUUGGUGUUUCCGAGACUUUUGGCAGCCAAAUGUCAUGAUUUUGCGCCGGAAAACAUGAUUUUUAAUGCGGAUGACAGGAAAUCGGGGACUGCAAGACGAUUUUUUUGCGAAAAUUUGCCGGAUACGGUGAAUUCCUAUACUUUUAAUGUGUCGAUGAGUGGUUAUCAUAUCAAAAAUACGAAAAUUUUCACGCAAUAUACCGAAGAUGGAUACAUCCGUUUGGGUCGCAAUCUCGCCCGUGCCUUCCUCGAAUACUAUCGCUUCACAAAUGUCCUGCAAAUUCCAACGCUGAAAGAGCUCAUGGCGAAUCGCAAACGUUCAAAAAAGGAUCGCAAUCGUGGUUAUCGACGAAAACAAGAAGAAUAUCAUCCUCGACCUCGUACCACGCGUUCCUCGGCUCCCAUCAACUAUUUUGACCUUGGCAUCGAUUACUACGCCAGCGAUUCAUCGGAUGACGGCUCGCCCGUUCGUUAUCCCUUCCAUAAUUCGCUCAACAGACCAAAGCCGUUGGCAACGAUGCAAACUAUUACGGACCAAUUUUCGCUCGUGCACAUCAAAAAUUCCGCAUUUAAUCAACUCGACUUCUCGUCGGGACAGCACAAGAUGAAAAAUAUCCCACAGGUUGCGCCAAAAGUGCUCUUUGAGGAGCCACGGAAGCCACAAUUGUCGAUAAUUGACGUGAAUCAACUGACGCGCGGUAGUUUGGAAGAAGCAACGAGCAAAGUGCAAGCGAUUGGAAAGGAAAUUAAAAUAAAAUCGAGAUUUUGA
This is a messenger RNA of Culicoides brevitarsis, 1821 nucleotides long. Its product is annotated as cytosolic carboxypeptidase 6. Gene Ontology annotation, molecular function: metallocarboxypeptidase activity; zinc ion binding. The transcript is spliced from 6 exons. Lineage: Eukaryota; Metazoa; Arthropoda; Insecta; Diptera; Ceratopogonidae. Bases 1 to 1821 code for a protein of 606 amino acids. The record is from RefSeq and is a predicted model, not a curated record. Gene Ontology annotation, biological process: proteolysis; protein side chain deglutamylation.